CCAAGCCCUCUCUCUGCAGGGCUGAACCUCACUGAGAAAAUCAAGAAGAUCAAGAUCGUCUUCACUCCCACCAUCUGCAAGCAGACUUGUGCCCGUGGACACUGUUCCAACAGCUGUGAACGCGGUGACACCACCACCCUGUAUAGCCAGGGUGGCCAUGGGCAUGACCCCAAGUCUGGCUUCCGAAUCUAUUUCUGCCAGAUUCCCUGCCUGAACGGAGGCCGCUGCAUCGGCAGGGAUGAGUGCUGGUGCCCCGCCAACUCCACCGGGAAGUUCUGCCACCUGCCGGCCCCAAAUCUGGACAGGGGGCCUCCUGAGAGGGGUUCCCGCCACAGGGCCCUGCUGGAAGGCCCCUUGAGGCAGUCCACCUUCACCCUGCCUCUCUCCAACCAGCUGGCCUCCGUGAACCCCUCCUUGGUGAAGGUGCACAUUCACCACCCGCCGGAGGCCUCUGUGCAGGUCCACCAGGUGGCACGGGUGCGGGGCGAGGCCCCGGAGGAGAACAGCGUGGAGACCAGACCCUCACCCCGGCUGCCCGCCAGCCGUCACCACAGCCACUGGGACAGCAACAGCAUCCCUGCCCGGGCUGGAGAGGCCCCCCAGCCACCGCCCCCAGUAGCACCCAGGCCUCCGGGACUGCUGGGCCGCUGUUAUCUGAGCUCUGUGAACGGACAGUGUGCCAACCCCUUGCUGGAGCUCACUGCCCAAGAGGAUUGCUGUGGCAGCGUGGGUGCCUUUUGGGGGGUGACCUCGUGUGCCCCAUGCCCACCCAGACCAGCCUCCCCGGUGGUUGAAAAUGGCCAGCUCGAGUGUCCCCAGGGAUAUAAGAGACUGAAUCUCACUCACUGCCAAGAUAUCAACGAGUGCCUGACCCUGGGCCUGUGCAAGGACUUGGAAUGCGUGAACACCAGGGGCAGCUACCUGUGCACCUGUAGGCCUGGCCUCAUGCUGGACCCAUCCAGGAGCCGCUGUGUGUCUGACAAGGCCGUCUCCAUGCAGCAGGGGCUGUGCUACCGGUCGCUGGGGGCUGGCACCUGCACCCUGCCUUUGGCCCAGAGCAUCACCAAGCAGAUCUGCUGCUGCAGCCGAGUAGGCAAAGCUUGGGGCAGCAAGUGCGAGAGAUGCCCCCUCCCUGGCACAGAGGGCUUCAGGGAGAUCUGCCCUGCUGGCCACGGCUACACCUACUCCAGCUCACAUAUCCGCCUGGCCAUGAGGAAAGCUGAGGAGGAGGAACUGGCCAGGCCCUCCAGGGAGCAAGCGCAGAAGAGCUAUGGGACCCUGCUCGGGCCAGCGGAGAGGCAGCCGCUCCGGGCAGUCACCGACACCUGGCUGGAGGCCGAGACCGUCCCUGACAAGGGAGACUCCCAGGCUGGCCAGGUCACAACCAAUGUUACCCAAGUACCUGCCUGGGUCCCAGGAGAUGCCAUAGAAAGACCAACAUCACCACUUCCUGGACAAGAGAUUCCAGAAAACCAGGAAGAAGAGCAAGUGACCACCCCCCAGGAUGGGCUGGAGGCCCUGGGCCCUGCAGGCAUUGACCGAUGUGCCACUGGAGCCACCAACAUCUGCGGCCCUGGAACCUGCGUGAACCUCCCAGAUGGGUACAAAUGCAUCUGCAGUCCUGGCUACCAGCUGCACCCCAGCCAGGCCUACUGCACGGACGAGAAUGAGUGUCUGAGGGACCCCUGUGCAGGAAGAGGGCGCUGUGUCAACCGCGUGGGAUCCUAUUCCUGCUUCUGCUACCCAGGCUACACGCUGGCCACCUCGGGGACCACGCAGGAAUGCCAAGACAUAGACGAGUGUGAGCAGCCAGGGGUGUGCAGAGGGGGACGAUGCACCAACACAGAGGGUUCCUACAACUGCCAGUGUGACCAGGGCUACAUCAUGGUCAGGAAGGGACACUGUCAAGAUAUCAACGAAUGCCGUCACCCUGGCACCUGCCCGGACGGGAGAUGCGUCAACUCCCCCGGCUCCUACACUUGCCUAGCCUGCGAGGAGGGCUACCGGGGCCAGAGCGGGAGCUGUGUAGAUGUAAAUGAGUGUCUGACCCCCGGGGUCUGCACCCAUGGAAAGUGCAUCAACCUGGAAGGCUCCUUUAGAUGCUCUUGUGAGCUGGGCUACGAGGUCACCAAAGAUGAGAAGGGCUGCCAAGAUGUCGACGAGUGUGCCAGCCGGGCCUCAUGCCCCACGGGCCUCUGCCUCAACACUGAGGGCUCCUUCACCUGCUCCGCCUGUGAGAGCGGGUACUGGGUGAAUGAAGAUGGCACUGCCUGCGAAGACCUAGACGAGUGUGCCUUCCCGGGAGUCUGCCCCUCAGGAGUCUGCACCAACACUGCCGGCUCCUUCUCCUGCAGGGACUGUGAGGAUGGUUACCGGCCCAACCCCCUGGGCCACACCUGCGAAGAUGUGGAUGAGUGUGAAGACUUCCAGAGCAGCUGCCUGGGAGGCGAGUGCAAGAACACGGCUGGCUCCUAUCAGUGCCUCUGUCCUGCAGGCUUCCAGCUGGCCAAUGGCACCGUGUGUGAGGAUGUGGACGAGUGCAUGGGAGAGGAGUACUGUGCACCCCAUGGCGAGUGCCUCAACAGCCACGGUUCCUUCUUCUGUCUCUGCGCCCCAGGCUUUAUCAGCGCAGAGGGGGGCACCAGCUGCCAGGAUGUGGACGAAUGUGCAGUCACAGACCAGUGUCUGGGAGGACACUGUGUCAACACUGAGGGCUCCUUCAGCUGCCUGUGUGAGACCGGCUUCCAGCCCUCCCCAGAGAGCAGGGAAUGUGUGGAUAUUGACGAGUGUAAGGACUACGGAGACUCGGUGUGUGGGGUCUGGAGGUGUGAGAACAGCCCCGGCUCCUACCGCUGUGUCCUGGGCUGCCAGCCUGGCUUCCACAUGGCUCCGACUGGAGACUGCAUUGACAUAGAUGAGUGUGCCAACGACACCAUGUGUGGGAGCCACGGCUUCUGUGACAACACUGACGGCUCCUUCCGCUGCCUCUGUGACCAGGGCUUCGAGACUUCGGCCUCCGGCUGGGAAUGUGUUGACGUGAACGAGUGUGAGCUCAUGCUCGCGGUGUGUGGGGCGGCACUCUGUGAGAAUGUGGAGGGCUCCUUCCUGUGCCUCUGUGCCAGUGACCUGGAGGAGUACGACGCUCAGGAGGGGCACUGCCGCCCGCGGGUGGCUGGAGGUCAGAGUAUUCCUGAGGCCCCGCCAGUGGACCACCCCCCGGGCCCCAUCCGCAUGGAAUGCUACUCUGGGCAGAAUGACCAGCUGCCCUGCUCCAGCCUUCUGGGCCGGAACACCACACAGGCCGAGUGCUGCUGCACUCAGGGUGCUGCCUGGGGAGACGCCUGUGACCUCUGCCCAGCUGAGGACUCAGUGGAAUUCAGCGAGAUCUGCCCUAGUGGUAAAGGCUACAUCCCCGUGGACGGAGCCUGGAUGUUUGGACAGACCACGUACACAGAUGCGGACGAGUGUGCGAUGUUCGGGCCUGGGCUCUGCCAGAACGGCCGGUGCCUCAACACGGUGCCUGGCUACAUCUGCCUGUGCAAUCCCGGCUACCACUACAAUGCUGUCCACAGGAAGUGUGAAGAUCACGACGAAUGCCAGGACAUGGCCUGUGAGAACGGUGAGUGUGUGAACACUGAAGGCUCUUUCCACUGCUUCUGCAGCCCCCCACUCACCCUGGACCUGGGCCAGCAGCGCUGCGUGAACAGCACCGGCGGCACGGAGGACCUGCCUGACCACGACAUCCACAUGGACAUCUGCUGGAAGAGAGUCACCAAUUAUGUGUGCAGCCAACCCCUGCACGGGCGCCGCACCACCUACACAGAAUGCUGCUGCCAAGAUGGCGAGGCCUGGAGCCAGCAGUGUGCCCUGUGCCCCCCCAGGAGCUCUGAGGUCUACGCUCAGCUGUGCAAUGUGGCCCGGAUUGAAGCCGAGCGCGAGGCUGGGGUCCACUUCCGGCCAGGCUAUGAGUAUGGCCCUGGGCCCGAGGACCUGCACUACAGCCUCUAUGGCCCGGACGGGGCGCCCUUCUACAACUACCUGGGUCCUGAGGACACCAUCCCAGAGGCACCCUUCCCCAACACAGCCAGCCGCCCAGGGGACCACAUACCAAUACUUGAGUCCCCCCUGCAGCCCUCAGAACUCCAGCCCCACUACGUGGCCAGCCAUCCAGAGCACCAGGCUGGCUUUGAAGGGCUUCAGGCAGAGGAAUGCGGCAUCCUGAACGGCUGUGAGAACGGCCGCUGUGUGCGAGUGAGGGAGGGCUACACCUGUGACUGCUUCGAGGGCUUCCAGCUGGACAUGACCCACAUGGCCUGCGUGGAUGUCAAUGAGUGUGAUGACUUGAACGGGCCUGCUGCACUCUGUGCCCACGGUCACUGCGAGAACACCGAGGGCUCCUACCGCUGCCAUUGCUCCCCAGGUUAUGUGGCCGAGGCAGGCCCCCCACACUGUACUGCCAAGGAGUAGCAGUGAGGGCUCAGUGUUGUCAACUACCUGGAAAUGGACCCCGGCCACACAGGCAGGGGUCUUGAGGAGGCUUUCGUAGCUGGGAAGACACCAUGAGGAAGCAGGCAGAAGGCCCUGCAGCCCAGCUCCUAGCCACCCAGCCUGCUUUUCAUCUGUCCCAGCUUAGGCCCUGGCUGUGAGCUUGUCACUGCCUUCAUGCUGCCAUGCCCUUGCUUGGCUCAAACACCACCAAAUGCUUUAAAGCUUCAGCCACUGGCCAUGAGGACCAGUCUGCCAUCUGUCCUGGCCUUACUAUGGACGCUUACUAAAGGAUGGCCCUCAUCCACCCCCUCAAGCUGUGCAAACAUGCAAGGUCAUUCGGCCUCACAUUGCAGAUACCCUUUCCCAGCCAUGAUCCACAGAACAUCCUGAUUCCACAACUGGGUCAGAGGUUACAUCUGCCCAGGGGUGGUCCUUCAGUAUCUCUUGAGCAAAAAAGGAUUGGGGGAAGUUUAGGGAGUGACUCCAAGGCUGCCUCCCACUCAGCCAAUCCCAUCUGGGCCAGAUUUUGCCAGCUCUCCGUCCAGUUGCAGUUCUGUGGCCCCAGGACGGGCAGAAGAUGCGCUCAUCUCAGAGGACCAAGACUGAUACCAGCGUGCUGAGUGUAAGAGACACAAGUGAAGGGGAACAGGGAGCCUGAGAAAGCAGCAUGAGGGCAAUCUGAAAAAUAUGGGGGUUGUUAAGAGGGGGAGCCAAGACUUUCAACAAGUCUAAAGAAAAUGUUUGGUAGCUCCGGGCAAACACUCACCAUCUACCCAUGAUAGCUCACAUGCACCCCAGCAAGGGCUGCCGCAGGACAGCAAGGGCGCCCAUCUCCGAAGACCUGUAUUAAAUACACACUGCUUGUUACAGGAAACAGAUCUCUCCUAGGUUCUCCUUUUGUGGAUACCAGUUUUAAGGUACUAAAAAUAAAGGGGUCUGUUUUCUAGCUUGUGAGCUGCAGUGCAGUGUUCUGUAGGGGAAGCCAGGUUUCCAGUGUUGUUUUUCUAUUCUCAGAUGCCCCUGCCACCUUUCUGUCAAAAAUGGGAUGGCUGGUCUCCCUCUCAGUUUACAAGGAGAGACCCACUCCAACCUUGGCUAGCCGGGAGUUUAAAACCAUGGUGGAAUAAAAAGAUGCACAUCUGGGC
Suricata suricatta (meerkat) is the source of this 5633-nucleotide messenger RNA. RefSeq names its product latent transforming growth factor beta binding protein 2 (gene LTBP2). The record is from RefSeq and is a predicted model, not a curated record. Lineage: Eukaryota; Metazoa; Chordata; Mammalia; Carnivora; Herpestidae. Gene Ontology annotation, molecular function: calcium ion binding. Bases 946 to 4467 code for a protein of 1173 amino acids. The transcript is spliced from 32 exons.